AUGGGUGUCGAAAUUACCCGACUUUCACCUGGUGAUGGCAAGAACUUCCCUAAAGCUGGAGACACAGUAGUGAUCCACUAUGUCGGCACUCUUCUGGACGGGAGUAAGUUCGACAGCUCGCGCGAUCGUGGUGACCCCUUUGAGACUGUGAUCGGGAAGGGAAGGGUCAUCAAGGGUUGGGACGAAGGCGUUCCUCAACUCUCCCUGGGUGAAAAAGCCAUCUUAACCUGCUCACCUGAUUACGCAUAUGGAGCGCGAGGAUACCCACCGGUUAUUCCUGGCAAUGCGACCCUCAAAUUCGAGGUAGAGCUCAUCAAGAUCAAGUGA
Molecule: messenger RNA, 327 nt
Organism: Cantharellus anzutake
Lineage: Eukaryota; Fungi; Basidiomycota; Agaricomycetes; Cantharellales; Hydnaceae
Product: peptidyl-prolyl cis-trans isomerase
Exons: 6
Coding region: 1-327 (108 amino acids)
Molecular function (GO): peptidyl-prolyl cis-trans isomerase activity
Source: RefSeq, a predicted model, not a curated record